GGGUUGGCGGGAAUGGCGGAGGUGCAUGUAGUGGGCAGCAUAGCACAAGGCGAAGACUUCGACGAGCCAUCGCUGCUGUGCAAGUGGAGUAUCGUAACUGACGAUGGUCGAGCCGACAACAAAAGAUGGACAUUACUGGAAGGGUUUGCUAGCGGGCAGACACAGGUGGACGUGAUGCCGAGGGGAGAGCCAUGCGUCUGGUCAUAUCCCCUCGAUCUACACUACAGCACUACAGCGCUACAAGGAUGGCCCAAGUUUCACUGCGAGGUCUGGAGCCAAGACAGUCACGGGAGGAACAGCCUGGCAGGAUAUGGCUUCUGCUAUAUCCCUUCAAGCCCUGGGACAUACGAGCUCAAGGUCUGCACAUGGCGACCGAAGCCUCAGAGUUGGUUGGAGUAUGUCAGCGCGUUCUUUCUCGGAGCGUAUCCGCAGCUGAAGGACUCCGAUCUCAUAUGGCGACAGGACGAUCGUUACAGGCUGUCGACCUUCGCUUCAGGAGUCGUCGUUCUUCGUAUCUCGGUCAUCACUCUAGGCUUCGAGAAGCACGGCAUCCAGUACAGCUCGACCUCCUCCUAAGCUCUUCACUCCCUCCAGCUCUCCCUCAAGCUGUGUCGUUCUCCUCUCCCCUCUCCCUCUCAGUUUGUUUCUCUCGAAUUCUUUCAGUUCGAAUGUUUGAAGACGAUUAAAGUGUAAAGCAUAACAGACUU
Messenger RNA from Guillardia theta CCMP2712, 707 nucleotides. RefSeq lists its product as hypothetical. Bases 13 to 576 code for a protein of 187 amino acids. Lineage: Eukaryota; Cryptophyceae; Pyrenomonadales; Geminigeraceae. The record is from RefSeq and is a predicted model, not a curated record. Gene Ontology annotation, biological process: cilium assembly. Gene Ontology annotation, cellular component: MKS complex. The transcript is spliced from 8 exons.